Aplysia californica (California sea hare) is the source of this 3783-nucleotide messenger RNA. RefSeq lists its product as uncharacterized. Lineage: Eukaryota; Metazoa; Mollusca; Gastropoda; Aplysiida; Aplysiidae. The record is from RefSeq and is a predicted model, not a curated record. Gene Ontology annotation, molecular function: protein binding.
AUUCUCUGGGAGACGACAUCGUCCUGCGAGUUUUCGUUCCCCUGGCGGUUUUUCUGCUCGUCGUGGCAAUGGCUCUCUGUCUUGCCCGGAGAUACAUACGCUACAAAUAUUCUCCCGUACCCCAGACCCCUGCAGUAAUGUACAACUCGGAGAAAGGUGUCCAAAUCAUCCAACCCGAGAGCCGCCCAAUCUCUCCUGCUAUUUACGACCCACCAUCUUAUGAUGUCGUCGUUGAUCCACCCCCUGCCUACAGUUCUCUCAUCUCAUUGGCUGAAUCGGGGGAAAUCGUCAUGGAAUCAGGAGAGGAAAGCGGCGACAGCACGGGACGCAUGCGUAGAAAAGAGGCGCAAAGGAAGAGGGAGAGCUAUUCUGGCAGGGCUUAUGCAGAAGCGGGAAGCCCCAAACCCUUGUCACAAUUAGAACGUUAUAGGCAGAAAAAGUACUGUCCGUCAGAUUCAGAAAGUGAAGACGAGGAGGCCAGGCAGCGCCGUCGUAAAAAGGGUGGGAAAUCCAAGUCAAGGGUCACUAAGCAAGGUUCCUCUUCUCAAAGCAGCGAGCAGACGUCACCGUCAAUAGAACUGCAGCCUCUUUCUAGGGAUCGGCACACGCCAUGUUCAUCCUCUUCUAUACAUGGGAUGUCACCUCUUGCUGCUCCCUCCCACCACCGUGUACAUAACGGGGAAGGGGGGUGCAGUGAUGCAGGAAGGACAGCAGUUGUAGAUAAGGACUCUUCCUUAACGGAUAGAACGCGGAACAACGCAGCUGUUCUGUCUACUACUGCCAGCUCGACGUCUAGAGGAGCAAACAGUGACGACAAACACAGCCCAGAACACACACAGGAAUUUAUCCCCAUUCAUAAAGAAGCGUCGAAUCAACAUCGUCAACAUGCCCAUGUUCCAAAUAGUUACCGGUCUUGUGGGGACAGACAUGUGGACGUCAACGCCACGACCAGCACUGACAACAGUACUAAUUUCAUGAACGACUCUGAAGAAUCUAAAAAAGAACCAAAAGGUAGAGCAGUGAAGAACGGCCACGUGAACCGUGGUGGCGCGGUGCAGUGUCACACUGCAGAAAUCAAUAUCUCCAACCCCACUGCUCAUUUACCAGUAGAACAUACCGUUAAUGGGGAUUCCAACUCACUCAAAGAGAAGGAGGACAAGGAAACAUGCAGAUUGGGUGGAUCGAGCAGCGGUGAUCAUCUUGUCGAGGCCAAGAUUAAAGAAGAAUCUAGAGUGACAGGGAAUGGUGUGAGCCACACAUCUGUCGAAGCCGUUUGAUCCUCCCUUAAAGCUGUUUACCUCUUACUGCUUGGAGAGAAAUGUCCAUGUGGAAUUAUCAGCAAAACGAGGCGAGGAAGACCAAGAGAAAGUUUAUGAAAAUGGUCAAGUUGAGGGGUGGUAUGCAGGUGAUUGAUGUAAUGGGAAUGGAGUCAGGGAGUUUGACAGUGUUCUGUGAUGUGUCUGAUAAUUGGAACCACAGAACUUUAAACAAUUAUGGAGACUCAGAUUAGACAUAAUAAUUCUAUUUGCUUUGCUGGAAACUUUGCAAUGGGUUUAUGUACGUGUAUGGUGUGCAGUUUGCUUGACUUGUGAGGUUUCACAUGUCUGGGCGUGACUUGCUUUGUUAGAGGGGGGUUUUUUGUUAAUACUGGAAGAUUGAUGUUUAGACACACAUUGCAUGUUACCCUUGACUUCUUCCAGUACUAACAAAAAUAAAUCCAAACCACAAAAACUGUUAAUGCCAUAUGUUAUUAACAGGCCUAUUACGUUUACCAUUUGAGACUGGGGAUGUUUUUGCAGCAUUUAACUGUUAUCUGAAGAAUACAAGUUGUGGUAUAUUCUACGGACUUGAACAUGUUUAUUGGGAGACGCUUAUAGUAAAAAAUAUCCGCUAUCCAUAACCUGGAGGUCGAGGGAGAUAAGAUUUGCGAUGAAAUACCGUUCGGUGAAACUUUAAUUUUUGAAGAACUUAGUUACUCAUAAGUAUUUUAUGAAAGCUGGAAAGGGUCCCUUCAAAGUGGAGGGAGAUAAGAUUCGCGAUGAAAUACCGUUAGGUGAAACAUUAAUUUUUGAAGAACUUAGUUACUCAUGAGUAUUUUAUGAAAGCUGGAAAGGGUCCCUUCAAAGUCCCACUGCAUUGGCGCUUUCUACAUUGGGAGAAUGCAUUAUGCAUUGAGUUGUGGAUGAAUAUAAUAUACAAUCAAACACAUGAUUUGGUUUACGGGUCUUGUCUCUGACGUCCUAUGUGUAAGUAACGAUACUCCGCAGACAGAGUUGCCUUUCAGCACUGAUGAUGUCUGGCAUGCUCGUCUCAUGCUGAGUUCGAUAAUUACAAGGAACCAUAUUCACUCAGUGAUAUCUCACAUUAUAAGCAUGCCACUUCCAAUCAAGCAAAGAGCAGUGCUGUAGAAUGUGAAGAUACAUUUACUCGGCGUUGGUUGGAAGAAGAUAAAAGGGGAGACAAAAUGCAAGUUCCAUGAGGAGGAUAAAACCAUUUUGAGUUGUUUACCUUGGACUUUCGCUUCCCUUGCAGUUUAUUACCUGGUGAGCAAGGAGGAGACGUGAACACUAUACAGUUAUUUGGUCGUGUGCUGAUCUAUCGUUCUGUUAACAAUGCAGUUAUUAUCAUACAGUCAUCACCCAUCGUUUUAGCUUCAAAACGGCAUAGUUUACACAGACAGGCCUAAAGAUCAGCCGUGCUGAUUUUCGUUUCAAAUGUAUCAGCUGACCAGUUCAGCUUCCAAACUUGACUUUAUCAUGCAGGCUCGACGAGUUGAAUUUGAAAGUGAAAAAGGGUACAUGAUGUUAGAAAGAAUUGGUACUGCGUAAAUUCCCAUUCACUGGCAAGCUCUAUCCGCCUUAUAAUCUGUAAUAUUAUUACCACAGCUCAUCUGAAAGCAUUCUGAAACAUUCUCAACUUCCUGGGAAGUAUCUAUUGUAUGUCGCUAUAACACUAAAUUACUGAAAAGAUCUUUCGCUGUCUAUGGCCAGGUACCCAUUUCCACCUCGGUGAGGUAAGGAAAAUCCGUGUAAAGUGCCUUUCCCAGGACACAACGUCGGGCCUGGGGCUCGAACCCCCAAACCUGCAAUCUCACGAUUGCGAAUCCGGUACCUAACCAAUAGACUUACUAUGCCACAUGUCACUUUAAAGGCGCCGAUUAAAUGUCAUUAGAAUCAUACAUAUUGUAUAACAUCUCUCAAGCAACAAUCAUAACAUUACAUAGCAUAUGUUCAGUUACUGUCACAUCUCAGCUCCUUUGUACAGUUUUUAAAAAUAUGUUUCCAUCUACUCCAGAGUUACCUUUUGUUCCAGAAAAGCAGUAAUUGUUUCUAUGCUUGAGUGUGUGGUUUUAACUCAAUGCCUUUGUUUGCAAAAAAGUACACUAGUGCUUAACAUUAUGAACAAUGGUUACUUUAUACUUUUGUACAUGUAUUCAUUAGCUUGAGUAAUGCUAGCCAGCUAGGCAAGCUAGCGAAGAGUUUUCUUCUUCAAGAAAAUAAUAUCAAUGUCUUCCUUUUUUGUCCGUGCAAGCUUACAGCUUUAUCUUACCGACUCAACAGUAUACGUCUAUUUCUGUGUUUUUUGCCUGUUUGCUUUGUCAGCACUGCGUUAAAGAGAGGAUGAAUUAAUAUGUGUGUUUUUUGUGUAUGACAGAGUAGUAAGAACAGAAUGCGAGAGACAGAGCAAGAAAGAAAGUCACUGAGAGAUACCAAGGGGAAGAAAGAGAAACAAAGAGACAGACAGAAAAACAAUGAGAGAGAGAGAGAGAGAGAGAGAGAGAGA